Messenger RNA from Terrapene triunguis (Three-toed box turtle), 4194 nucleotides. It is a transcript of the gene PNKD, whose product is annotated as PNKD metallo-beta-lactamase domain containing. The record is from RefSeq and is a predicted model, not a curated record. Lineage: Eukaryota; Metazoa; Chordata; Testudines; Emydidae. Gene Ontology annotation, molecular function: hydrolase activity. The coding region runs from base 133 to 1218 and encodes 361 amino acids. Gene Ontology annotation, cellular component: mitochondrion. The transcript has 8 exons.
GCGUGGGCCGGCUGCCUGUCCCGGCUCCAGGUGCUGGCGGCCGCCUUGGCCGCCUGCUGUGGGCUGGGGGCCGCCUCCCUCGCCCGGUGCCGGCCGGCCCGCCGCCUCCGCCACUACCUCGCCAAGGUGCUCAUGGCCCUGGCCGGGCCCCUGGUGUUCCGCAUCGGGUACAGCCUGUACGCCCGCACCAAGCUGGGCUACCUCUUCUACAAGCGGCAGAUGAAGAAAGCCCGGGAGCGGUAUCCACAUGGCCACUCGAUCCCCCAGCCCGUGAUGUUCAACGGGGUAAAGAUCCUGCCGAUCCCUGUGUUAUCCAACAACUACAGCUACCUGGUCAUCGACACCCACUCCAGCACUGCUGCCGCCAUCGACCCCUCAGACCCGCUGGCCGUGCAGGUGAGAACUCCUCCCCUGCCCCGGCGGGGGCGCUCUCCCGCCCCACGGGGACCAGCGCCCCGCCCUCCGGCGCGUGAAAUUGACCGGGGGAUCGAUCCACUGAGACGCGCGGGGGUCUCUGACGCUGAGGGGUGGGGAGAUGGGACCCGCCCCCUUUCACCAUCCCAUAGCCGCGGUGCCACUCUGGGGGAUCACAGCGGGGGGAACAUGGCGCUGAGACGGCGUUACGGCUCCUGCAGGGUGUACGGCAGUGCCUGUGAUGCCAUCCCUGAGCUCACCAACCCCCUCUCGGAUAAGGAGACCGUCACCGUGGGACAGCUGUGCUUCAAGGCUCUCUUCACCCCGGGGCACACCGUGGGGCACAUGGUCUACCUGCUGGACGGGAAGCCCUUCGAGGGGCCGGCCUGCCUCUUCUCUGGAGACCUCCUCUUCCUCUCAGGCUGCGGGCGGAUAUUCGAGGGGACGCCGGAAACCAUGCUGGCCUCGCUGGACACCGCUGCGGACCUGGCAGAGGACACGCUGCUCUGGCCAGGACACGAGUAUGCCCUGGACUGCCUGACGUUUGCCAGCCUGCUGGAGCUGGAGAACCCCGUGCUGGAGCAGAAGCUGCAGUGGGCGAAUCAGCAGCGGCUGGAGAAGAGGAGCACGUGCCCCUCCACCAUCGGCGAGGAGAAGGAAUACAAUCCGUUCCUGCGGACCCACUGCUGGGAGCUGCACCGGGCCCUGGGGCUGCAGCGGCUGAGAGGCGAGGACUGGGACAGCUUCCGGGCGCGGGUGUUGAAGGAGGUGCGGCACCGAAAGGACCUCUACAAAGCCAACUAGCCCCCUGGCCGGGCGGCGGGAGGGCUCUGCCCCGUGAGCAGCCUCCCAAAGGAGGGGGACCGUCCCUGUUGGGGGGAGUGUCUGGCUGGGAAAGGGUCUCACCCCCUCAUGGCGAUGGGGCGGAUCAGGGAGCCGGAAACACCUCCGCCUCAUCCCUGUGGAUAAAGACAGGUUCAGCUGGCAUCCCCCCUUCCCCCCCACUCCGCCCUGCUGGCUCAAGAGGGCUCGUCUCCGGACAAAGUGGAUCCUUGCCGGUGGAAAGAAGGGGGGGGGGGUAAAAUCCAGGAUGACACCCCCCCCCAAACCCACCCCCAGGAGGCGUCUGAAUCCACAUGGUGCCAGUUUGCUGCUGACCUUUGAUUGCCGCUGGCUGCUGGGGAUGAAUUCCCCCAAGAUAGGGGGCAGGGAGGGGGGCGUUGGCGAGGGUGCCUGGCAAAGCUUUUCCAGGGAGCAGGGCUGUGACCUUGUUUCUCUGGGGGACUGGACUUUGGCUGGUGGAAGCGCAGGCCCGGUGCGGCUCGGGGGUUAGCCCGUGAAGCGCACAUUGUUUCUACACUACAGGCCCGCAGAUCCCAUUACACAAUGCCCGGUCCUGAGCCCAGCUGGGCGCCUGGCGUGUGGGGAGCGGUGCUGCCGAGGUGGCAUCGGGGACAGCGCCGCGACUGGUCUGUCGGUUCUUUCCUCUGCGUCCUGCCCCAGCCGGCCCGUUUGUGGGGCACCGCUGACUCCUCUGUGAGCACACGCCCACCCCCCGCCCGCUGGCUGGGAGAGACCAGGACGAACCACCACAAAAGCACCAGCUGGGGGCGCCACUGCACGGAACCCAGCUCUGAUAGUGGACGGGAAAACCCCCCUGGCGCUGAACGUUCCUGGCGGCCGCCUCCCCCCUGCGGCACGGGGACGGGCGCAGCUGCGCUGGCAGGGAUCAAGGAUGAAGCUGUGCUGUUGGCCGGCCUGCCUCCCUGGCUGGCUGGUGGCUUCCCGUCAGGUCUCUGCGUUAACUUUGGUGAUUGUUCCCUGAUUGAAGCAAGACCUGCUCCAUGCAACUGGGAGCAGGGUGUGUGUGUGUGUGUGUGUUUGUUUGGGGGGUUACGUCCUAAAGGAUUUUCAGGUCUCCACUCCAAGCACAAGGAUCCUAUGAGUUUAUAGGGCAGGUCUCCAGCCUGGUGAUGGUUCUACAUCCGCCCCCUUUGCUCUGGAGGUCGUUGGGGGCUGGGAGAAACAGACCCAGCCUGCUUUCUCCCCCUGACCGCGCCUGUUUGCCCUUCUCGGCAGACGAGAACGCAGGGGUGUCCCGCCCCAUUGGAAGGCAGCGAAUUUUCACCCCCCCAUGCAGAAACCUGUAACCUGUGAAAUUCACUGCUGGGAGAUCGACGUGAAAUCAAGCGCUUAGCAGGAUGGAUAGCCAAGGGUCAGCCGUUCCUAGGGCUGAGAACAGCCACAAUUACACGGGGUAGGGUACAAAAGAAGGGGCACAACACCGGGUAUCUCAGGCCCUGAGUCAACCUCAAGCGUCCGGUGUUAGGGGAAACUUCCUCCAAGUGCACGUUGGCCCCAAACUGUCCACUGCGGGGUCCUUCCAUCUUCUGAAGCAGCUGGUCCCGGGUACUGUUAGAGACAGGAGGAUACCGGGCUUGGGCAACCAGAGCAGAAACUAGUUUGGACGCACUGUUGAGAUGAAAUCUUGGGCCCGUUGGGAGUCUGUUACCAUUGGCUUCAGUGGGGCCAGGCCUCUUUGGUCCCCUUGUUUAUAAUGGACCCCAAAAAGGGAUCCGUCUAGUAAACCAAACUUCUUCAGAGGGGAAGGGCCAGAAAAGAACCAAGGGAAUCUAACCCGUGAUGUUCUCAUCCGUAUAAAUGUCUGACCCUGUAUUGAAUCCUGUGAAGCUCUUGCUCUCGAUGCUGUCUUGUGGCCAUGAGUUCCACCGGCUACAGAGAGCAAAGGAAAUACUCUUUCGCACAAUGCACCGGGUUACAUUUGCUGCCCUUCACUUUCAGUGAACGCUGUGUAUAACAGGAUGCACAAGGUUUUUGUAUUAGGAGAGAGCAGAGGAUGUUCAACAAAUGGGGUGGGGUGUAUUCACCCAUCAUCCAGGGAACAAAGAGCACCCCCCCCCCCCGUUCAGCAUUUGGAUAGACAGGCCUGAGGCCUAGUUAUAAACAGCUUUGUCCCCAGGGAGGCUGCUGUGGGGGGAUAAAUGUUUGCAGACCCAUACUUUUAAGUGUGCAGGGCAUGAUGGAGGCUGGUUAAUUGCAGGGGGUGUUUCUGUGGAGAGGGGCUGGAAAAGAGGAGUAUAAGGUGAAUUUAGUGGGUUACACUGACGUCGUUACUUUGCAAAGGUGUGUGUGUGUGUGUGUGUGUGUGUGUGUGUGUGUGUGUGUGUGUGUGAGUGUGAAAUCUGUGCAGCCACAGAAUUGUGACACUGGCGUGUGCGUGAUACACAAUCCCUGGGAGAUGCGACUGCCCCCUGGGUGGGGCCGGGGAUGCUGCAAGAGCCUUGUCCUGAACAUAGAAGGGGUCCUGGGUCUCUGUCCCGCUGCUGCAGUCUCAGACCUCCCCUUCGGCCAUUCUGUCUAGCCAAGCAAAGGUGCUGUUAAGGCCCAUAUGGGAAUGAAACAGCUGGGCUGGAUGGGAGUGGGGCAUUCCCAGCCUCUGCUCUGCGCUACAGGGAAGGCCACAUCUCAAGCAGCUCUGGGUUUGAGGAGGAGCUGGCUAAGUGGCAGCCCAGCCUCAGAUCGGAAGGCCCUAGAUACGCUCCACCGCACGGUAGGGGCUGGAGAGGCAACGCCAGCGGGUGAGGGGACAGGACGUUUGGGGGCUUGGAGGUUCUUGUUAAUGUCAAAUGUUACCAAUAGCUCACUUUACCUGUCUGCGACAGGGGCGGCAGCUGAAUCAGGUGAGUAGAGGACAGAGAGCCAGGACUCCUGGGUUCUAUUCCUGGCUCUGGGAGGGGAGUGGGGUCUAGUGGUUGGAGG